CCCAAAGUAAAGUUUCUAAAGCCUUUGCUUGAAAUUAUGGGGUUUCAUUUCGAAUUCAUAGUUGCUCUAUUCUGUCUUGGUGUUGUGGGAAGCUGUCAUGCUUCCAUGCCCGCUGAACUUUACUGGAAGUCUGUGCUCCCAAACACUCCAAUGCCCAAAAGCUUACAAGAUCUUCUUCGUCCUGUGAACAAGAACGAUUUUGUCAAGUUGAAGGAUGAUAUGGUCCUUGGUGGCGCAGCUUGUACCAUUCAGAGUAAUCCAAGUGCAGAAUUCAAAAGUGCAGACUUAGAGGACUUCAACGGGAAUCAUGGAUUGAAAAGUGGAAGUCUCCUAAAUAGCAGUGCUAAUAUCUUUUUCUUUGAAAGUGAUCUGCAUGCAGGAAGGCUAAUGAAGUUGCUAGAAGAAGUCACGAUGUUAAAGAGCAAAGCAACCUUCCUACCUCGUGCAGUUACAGAUUCAAUGCCUUUUUCAAGUGCCAAAUUCUUUGACAUAUUGAAACUUUUUUCUAUGGACCCUAAAUCAGCAAGAGCCAAGGUGAUGAAACAAAGUAUUGAAAAUUGCGAGAGAGAAUCCACAGAAGGAGAAGACAAGUACUGUGCUACAUCUUUAGAGUCCUUGAUUGAUAAUAGUGUUUCUAGGCUGGGGAAAAAUAUACAGGUACUGUCAACUGAGGUUGAGAAGGAGACAAAAACUGGAGAGUUUACCAUUGGCACGGGUGUAAAGAACAUGGGAGAGAAGGAAAUAGUGUGUCACACGUUGAAGUACCCAUAUGCUGUGUUUUUGUGCCAUUCAAUUGAUAAAACAGAUGUGUAUAAGGUUCCCUUAAUUGGCUCUGAUGGGACCAAAGUUAAGGCGAUAGCUUUAUGUCACAAAGAUACAUCAACUUGGAACCCCAGACAUUUUGCAUUUCAGUUCCUGAAAGUUAAACCGGGAUCUGUGCCAAUUUGCCAUUUCCUAGCCAAAGAGAGCAUUGCUUGGGUUCCCAACUGAAGUUCUGAAACAUCAGCACAAGGGCUGUCUUUGUUUGGAUGUUUACAGAUGAGUAGGUUAUGUAAAAUCUUAAAUAAGUUGAACCUCUCAUCUCCUUGUUCUAAGUAUGUUGUCUACUUGUAAGAUAUAGGUUUUCAGGUUUGGAAAAUAAAUGUCAGGAUCUCAC
Rubroshorea leprosula is the source of this 1156-nucleotide messenger RNA. The record is from the annotation of a GenBank genome assembly. NCBI's taxonomy places the organism in Eukaryota, Viridiplantae, Streptophyta, Magnoliopsida, Malvales, Dipterocarpaceae.